AGUCUAAAACAGCGCGUCUCUUGCUUCUGAUUCACUUUCUGUCUGUGGCGCUGUAUAAUCUCUUCAAAGUAGACCACAGCUAAUACAGACGAAACAACGUGUGACAUUUUUCGCUAAACAUAAAAUAUAAGAAAGGAAUUGCUGCUUAUCGCUGAAGAUGGAUCCAAUCCGAGUCGCAAACAAAUCUGUGUCUGUUUCUAUUUUAAUAAAAGAAACAAUGAAAACCAAAUUUAUCAACGGCGUUUCUUCAUCCCCCUCCAUGUCGCUGGGGCUGCUGGUGACGGAAAACGCCCUACACGUCCAGCCCAAAGUCCAGGAGGAAUGUAAGGAGCUGAUGCGCCCCGAGCAGCUCGAUCUAGACACCAGGCGCAAUGCUUACUGCUGGUGCAGGGAAUUUCUGCACGGAGCCUGGAAACGGCUGACGGAGGACAACUUCCAAAUCACCAUCAUAAGGGGUGGUCUGAGCAACAAACUCUUCCUGUGCAGUCUCCCUGACUGCAUGGACACUGUUGGGGAUGAGCCAAGGAGCAUCUUGCUGCGCCUUUAUGGGGCCAUUCUGCAGAUGUCGUGUAAUAAGGGGGAAUCCAGACUGUCAAACAAAGAGAAUCACUUUCAAGGGGCUGAGGCCAUGGUGCUGGAGAGUGUGAUGUUCGCCAUUUUAGCUGAGAGAGAGCUAGGACCCAAACUCUAUGGGAUUUUUCCUCAGGGACGACUGGAGCAGUACAUCCCAAGUCGUAAGCUGGAAACCUGCGAACUAAGUGCUCCCAGUAUCUCAGCAGAGGUGGCUGAAAAGCUGGCCAAGUUUCAUGGGAUGAGGAUGCCGUUCAACAAAGAACCGAAAUGGCUGUACGGCACCAUGGAAAAGUACCUGAGUCAAGUGAUGAGGCUCAACUUCACCAUGGAGUCCCAGCUGCGCCUCUACAAUCACCUGCUGAGCUACGAUCUGCCUCAUGAGAUGGACACUCUCAGGGCACUGCUGAGCUCCACACCAUCUCCUGUUGUGUUCUGCCAUAACGACUGCCAGGAAGGUAACAUCCUGCUGCUGAAGGGUGGUCAGAGCUCUCAACAGAAACUGAUGCUCAUCGAUUUUGAGUAUAGCAGCUACAAUUACAGAGGCUUUGACAUUGGCAAUCAUUUCUGUGAAUGGAUGUACGACUACAACUGUGAUGAGUUUCCUUUCUUCAAAGUGAACACUCAGGCUUACCCCACCAAAGCCCAGCAAAUGCUUUUCAUUGAAAGCUAUCUGAGUGAGUACGAGCAUGAGUUUGAUAACAUGGAUGAAGAGGACCAAAUGAGGCUGAAAGAGGAGAUGUUUGUGGAGGUGAACAGGUUUUCACUGGCUUCGCACUUCUUCUGGGGGUUAUGGUCCAUAAUUCAGGCCCGACUUUCCACCAUCAAAUUUGGAUAUCUAGAAUAUGCCCAGGCCAGAUUUGAAUCGUAUUUCCAGCAGAAGAGGUUGCUGGGCAUAUAAACAGCAAAUGAGUUGGUGAAUCACAGCCAAAGGCAGUGGAGAUUCAAGAGGAUUCCACUCGCUUUACUUACACUCCCUGCAGCAGAGGUUUCAGGCUGUGUUUGGUUUUGACCAAAGCCUUAUCUUCUUGUAGCCAAAUGCUUAAAGUAUGCUAUACUAUCCAUUGCAGCUCAAAGUUUACAUUGUGUAACUCUUUGAAAGCCAACAGUGAUACCAUCAUUGUACUAACAUGUACAGUCAGCUUCUGCCUUUUGAGACCACACUAAUGCAGGAGUUACAUUUGAGCUGGACAGAUGCUACAGUUAAAUUAGAAAUGUUAAACAUCAGUGUUGGCCCUUACACAUUGUGGGGAUGAACCAAAAUGUGAACUACUCUUUGUAGAUUGCUGCUAACUGACACAGCCAGUUGCUAACUAGUAUGUAUAUUAUAUAUAAAUAUUAUUGUGCCAGUAUCCUGGCCCUUACUGUUACUUGGGGCCUGGCCAAAUUGUGACUUGACUGUGACAGGCCACACUGGUUCACACUUGGUGUUAAUUUCUCUCUUAAAUCUUCUAUAUUAUUUUAUAAGAAUUAAUACUUUUUGUCACAUUUCCAUAAGCCUGUUCAUGUUUAAAUCGAUAAGCCUCAUCAAACAACAUACAGCAAACUUCAUUAAAUGGGUGGUUCUUGUUACUCCCUACACAAAUGUUUACAGACACUUUUCUAACCUUAUUAAUGUGAACCACUGAGAAGUGUACACAUGGAUUUAACUUAUCAGCAUCUUAUCUACACUGCAUUUUAAGUCUGAGCCAAAACAUUCCACGUUUAAUCUCUUUAUUCUAACAUAAUGCCAUUUAGGUGAUUUUUAAACAGCUGCAGUGGUAACAUACACAUGCACUGUUUUUGUGGAUACUGUUUAUAUCAGUCUGAGGGGGUGGUUUAACCCAGAUACACUAUAGACUACAAAUGGUUAAUACAGUUGGCAAAUGUAUUGGUAAUUUAUAUAAGAUACUCAAAACUCAGUCCUUGCUUCAAACCAACAUUAUUAAAAAUGGGUUUUAACAAUACAUGUUUUACAGGCUUUUGUCAUGUAUAACACAAAGACUACUAUCAUGCUAUAUGUUUAAGCUAUGGCCAGUGGCUCUGAAUGGUAGUAGGCUCUGGUUUCCUCUGACUUGUGAGCCUCUGAGGUGUGUGAGGCAAAGGUAGAGUAGAGACAAACUGUUAGUAACUGGACUGGGACUAUCCACAACAGUUUGAAUGUCUAUUGAGGCACUUUAAAGUUAUCGACCCACUGUUUGCAUGUGGGGCUGUUGGAAAUGUUUAUUUUUUAUAGUGUAUUAUGUGUUAUGAAAAUAAUGGAUUCAUGUAUAUGGGGCUAGUGGGUUGGGGGGAAGAGACAUGUAAUUGUUUUUUAUAAAUGAGUAGCAGGGGAACAGUCUUUGGUACAUUUCAGUAUUUUCUCUAUUGGGGCAACAUUACAGUGUUACAUAUUAUGUAUGUUAGGAGUCAUGCAAGUCUGUAAACAUUAUCAUAUAUAUAUUUUUUUUUCACAUUUCUAAGUGUUUGUUGAUCUGCUGAUUUUGUACAUUCCAUACCUGUCCAUUGCUAUUAUAAAUAACACAUUUGUAUUAUGAUAUGUAACAGGUUCAUCCAGUGACUUCACACAGUUUAGAACAAACUCCACACUCAAAUUCACUCAAAACAGUUUCAUGUAUAGAUUAAACAAAUCGCCUUAGUCUUAUAGCAUACACUUUGUUUAGUGCUGCAACUAUACAACACCUAUAGGAGUAAUAUUUUGGGUGCCAAUGUAUUCAUCUGAAUUAUUUACAAAAUAAUAAUGAGCUGUACAUAUUGCAUAUGCUUUGCAACAAUAAAAUAUAAAUAACAGUUUAGUCUC
Messenger RNA from Periophthalmus magnuspinnatus, 3349 nucleotides. RefSeq names its product choline kinase alpha (gene chka). NCBI's taxonomy places the organism in Eukaryota, Metazoa, Chordata, Actinopteri, Gobiiformes, Gobiidae. Gene Ontology annotation, cellular component: cytoplasm. Gene Ontology annotation, molecular function: ethanolamine kinase activity; choline kinase activity. The record is from RefSeq and is a predicted model, not a curated record. Gene Ontology annotation, biological process: phosphatidylethanolamine biosynthetic process; CDP-choline pathway. The transcript is spliced from 12 exons. Bases 158 to 1471 code for a protein of 437 amino acids.